Vitis vinifera (wine grape) is the source of this 4443-nucleotide messenger RNA. Its product is annotated as mitogen-activated protein kinase kinase kinase 5. NCBI's taxonomy places the organism in Eukaryota, Viridiplantae, Streptophyta, Magnoliopsida, Vitales, Vitaceae. Gene Ontology annotation, biological process: protein phosphorylation. The transcript is spliced from 12 exons. The record is from RefSeq and is a predicted model, not a curated record. Gene Ontology annotation, molecular function: protein kinase activity; ATP binding. The coding region runs from base 380 to 2374 and encodes 664 amino acids.
AGAGAAUAUAAUAAAUUAAUUAGAAAAGAGUAAAUGUAAAGCAACGGGCGAAGGCGAACAACUAGGCUUGACUUGGUUGGGGCGGAGGGCAUCUUGACCUCAAGAUGGACACCCACCGUUGGGGUUUCGGUUGGAAAUAUGUUGUAAAGCGCGUUGCAGGAAAAAGAGAGAGAGAGAGAAAGAAGUCGUCUCUCUGUCGGGCCACGUCCCUCGUUCGCCUCUAACCUCCGUGUUCGUUCCGCAGUUAGGUUUACAGCUUCCUUCGCUCAUGGCCGCCGUUCACUCACCAUCAACUCCUUCUUUCACCACCACCGCCGUCCUCCCGUAACAUUUUUUUUCCUUCGUUUUCACUUUCGUACCAUGUUUUCUUACCUCAGCAAUGCCUUGGUGGCAGAACAUUGCCUUCUCUUCUCCCUCUUCCUCCUCUUCCACGUCUUCGUCGCGGCGCCGUCUCACCCGUGCCAGGAAGCUCCGUCAUGUGCGGGGCAAUCACAUUGACGCACUUGUGAGAUCGCGAAGUUCAGCGGAGCCCAAGGAUCUGUUGCCGUUGCCCUCUUCGUCUUCCAGUUUCGACCAUUCGUCUGAGCGCCUGUCGUCCGUGGUGCCGCAUCCGCUGCCGCGCCCGGAAUUGGCUCUGCUUUUUCGUCGCAACGGCGGCUCCAAUUCGAAUUUGAAUUGUGAUCGCCCUCUUCCUUCGCCUAAAGAGGGCCUGAGCAGAGGCUUUGAGGACCGGGAUAAAGGAAAUAGUUUUGUAGGAGAUGGGAAUGGAGAGGUGGCGGUGUCAAGCACCGCAACUGGCAGUAAGGUUGGUUACAAUGAAGCCCGAAAGAGUAUGGAGCAAUUUGACACACUGUCAUCUAGAUACCUGCCUCAAGGUCAAAAUAGUGUGAAAAACAAUCGAGUCAACUUCAAGCUCGAUGUUCCUACUAGGAGUGCUCCAACUAGCUCCCUCUCAAGUCCUGCAGUAAGUCCACAAAGAACAAGUCCUGGGAAUUUGUUCCUUUCUCAAAAUGUGUCUCCUCAAGUAUUUCAAGGUUGGUCAGCACCAGAGAUGCCUGUCUUUGAUAUGGUCACAGGCUUCACUCCUCAAAUGUCCCCUGAGCAAACCAUGUUUAGUACGGAUAAUUCUCCCCUUCACAGUCCAACAGUAAAAAGUCCCCAUGUAAAUCCCCGAAGCCCCAGUGGACCUGCAUCACCAUUGCAUCCAAAAAUAUCCCUUGAAACCUCAACAGCACGGCGUGAAAAUAAUAGCCAUGCCAAUGUUCAUCGGUUGCCUCUUCCUCCAGGAGUGGUGGCACCUCCACAGGCAUCUUCUAUUCAUCCUGUUAUUGCUAAAACAGAGUCAUUUCCAAUGACAACCCAAUGGCAAAAAGGAAAGCUCAUUGGGCGUGGAACAUUUGGAAGUGUUUAUGUUGCCACGAAUCGAGAAACUGGAGCUCUAUGUGCAAUGAAAGAAGUUGAAUUGCUUCCUGAUGACCCAAAAUCUGCAGAGAGUAUAAAGCAGUUAGAGCAGGAAAUUAAAAUUCUUAGCCAACUAAAGCAUCCAAACAUUGUGCAGUAUUUUGGUAGUGAAACAGUUGAAGACCGGCUUUAUAUAUACCUGGAAUAUGUUCAUCCUGGUUCAAUUAAUAAAUAUGUCCGUGAACAUUGUGGAGCUAUUACAGAAUCUGUUGUUCGCAAUUUUACUCGCCAUAUUCUUUCUGGGCUGGCUUACUUACACAGCACAAAGACAAUACACAGAGACAUCAAAGGGGCUAAUUUGCUUGUUGAUGCAUCUGGAGUUGUUAAGCUUGCUGACUUUGGGAUGUCUAAACAUCUAACUGGAGCAGCAGCUGAUCUUUCUCUAAAGGGAAGUCCAUACUGGAUGGCUCCAGAGCUCAUGCAAGCUGUGAUGCAGAAAGAUCAUAGUUCUGAUCUUGCCUUUGCUGUUGAUAUAUGGAGUUUGGGUUGUACUAUUAUUGAAAUGCUGAAUGGAAAACCUCCUUGGAGUGAGUAUGAAGGGGCUGCCGCUAUGUUCAAGGUUAUGAGAGAAUCCCCACCCAUACCUAAAACAUUGUCGUCAGAAGGCAAGGAUUUCUUACGUUGUUGCUUUCGAAGAAAUCCUGCAGAGAGGCCUCCAGCUAUCAAGUUACUGGAACAUCGUUUCCUGAAAAACUCAACACAGCUGGAUGUGCCACUUCUCACCCAAGCAUUUAGUGGAAUGAAAUUGCCGGAUAAAGCUAACAAAUCAAGAGAAAAGUCGAAUGAUAGAGUUGAUCCGGUGCCAAUAUCUCCAAGGAAAAAAACCUCAAAAGGAAAAAAGGCCAGCUUCAUGCAUUACUCUUUUUCUCCAGUGGAACUGGCCAACAAUCUGAUCGUGAAACUUCCGACUUAACAGUGGCCUCUCAUCAUUCCCCACGCUCUACCCUCGAGGCCCUUCCUAGUUUAUCUCCUCCGCAUUCGGGUCAGAGAGCAUAUCAUCUCAGCCCUCCUGCAAAUGUUCCCAGCCCUAUUAAUUAUGGUGCUAAAAAGAAGCGUACGUGGGGGUGAAGCAUCAUUUUCCCUUUUUUACACGGGGGUUGCUGAUACGGUGGCUCUCUUCAACAACUGCUUCAUAGAUCUCCUCGCGGCUAUAGUGAGUAGCAAUAGUAGGUCCUGGGCCUCAUUUUGAUCGAUGACACCUCGUCUGUGAAUUAGCAAAGCUUCUUUGUCCUGGAGCUUAGUAUGGACUGGGAGAUCUAGAAUCAGGUUUUGUAUGUACACUAUUUACUAAUUUAGAGCUACAGCGAUUACAAAGCUCUUUUACCAUGACACUUGCCAAUGUAAUAUUCUCACCUCCUUGUACAAUCGGAAGAGCCAAGUGAACGUGUAGAUAUUGGAUGGUUAAAGCUGCCUCUGUAUUCACCGUUCACUUUCAUUUUUACGAACAACUCGAUGUGACAGUUUGAUAUUAGUCGUUUCAUUUCUAAACUCCGGUUCUGUUGUUGGUUGCCUGCUGAGAGUGAUGGAUUGCUGCUAUGCUCAAACGUUCAACUUCCAAACCUUCAGCUGUUCUUUUGGUCAGAUCUUCCUUCCAACUCUUGCAAUUAACUUUUGCUUUAGCAAUACAAGAACACAGGUAAAAUGCUUUGAUUAUAGACAAAAUUAAAUAUAAUAUAUAUAGAUUUUUUUUCAAAGUUUCAAGUAAAUAAAAACGUGCUUCCGCCAUUGACGAUUAAAUCUUGUAUAUGUCCAAACAUGAAAAGUAUGUAUUGCGAUGAUAUGCAUUGAAUCUCAUCAUUGAUUCAUUCAUGGUUCUUGGGCUCCCUAUGCCAUUUCUCUGGUCCCUAACCUGGAUGCCCAAAAACCAUAGGGUGACAGCUCACUCCCAUGAUCCCAUCAUAUAAAACUAGCCUUUAUUCUAGCCCAUCGGCAAUUAUCAACAAUGACAAACCCCAAAGUCAAAAACAACCAAGAAGCCCACUAAAUGUGGGUGUUAUUCAAUUCCACGUGGCAUGUGUUCAAUCCAUAUCUCAAUGACUUGGACUAUCUCUUUAAACUCAUUUAUAAUCCAUAAAAAAAAAAAAAAAAAUGUUACAUGUACAUUUUAUGUCCCGUUACAAUGUACUUUGCUCCCAAUUUUUUUUUACUUAAUUUUACCUUAAUUUAAUUUAUUUCUGUAAUAUUCAACGAUUAAAAUUUUAACAUAUACUUUUAAGGAUCCGAAUGGAUACCCUAAUGUUUGCCUAUAAAAUUUUAUGACACGUGAGAUGAACUCCUUUAAUAUAAUUAAGCUGGAAGGUUUUGUGGAGUUUACUAAAUUGGAUCUUCCAAAGCUUUUACACGCAGUUAGUUAAGCAAUUGGACAACAGCCAGUCUUUUAAGGCACCUAACCAAUUUGAGGAUCAACUUUUUGACUUGGGGUUUACAACCGUAGGAUGGUCGUCUGCCAAAACCAUCGAACGGCUAAUGCCCCAGAUUCUCCAAUCAUGAUUUAGUCAAUCAAAGUCCACACCACAAAACUUUAUGGAAUUUUUUUUUCUCAAAAGAGAAGGAAAAAAAGAAUGAUCACUGAGCUGAGACCUUUAGGCUUUAAGGGAAGUGCAGUCACGUGAUUUCUGGUUUCUUCCUCACCAUCCCUCCUCCGUCAUUGUUCAUUUUCGCUUCCACUUCCAUACAUCACAUCCAGAGAGACAGAGAGACAUAGAAAGAGAGAAAAGAAAUGGAUCCGCCACCAACCCAAUCCAUAGAGAUUUCCAGCAAAACAUACGACAUACAAGGACAGGACGAGCAGGAAAAAGUCGCCGAUGAAUGCUGCUCAUGCUGCUAUGCUUGUACGGACAACUGCAUUGAUUUCUUUUGCUGUACCGGCCUCUGUUAGAACAUUGAGGAUUGGAAAUGAUAUAUGAUAUAUCAUGUUGCUGUAAUUUCUGGAACUGGAAGGCCUUCAUGGAAAUUCAAUAAUGAAAACUUUUUUCUCCUUUA